UGUCUUGAGAAAUGAUCAUCUUUAAUACUCUGCUGCUCAGUCUGUUAGUGUUUGCACCACAAUGUCAGCAGCCAUGGACUCAAUCAGUUGUUCAAUAUGUCUGGAUCUCCUGAAGGAUCCGGUUACUAUUCCCUGUGGACACAGCUACUGUAUGGGCUGUAUUAAAGAUUGCUGGAAUCAGGAUGAUCUGAAGGGUGUCUAUAGCUGCCCUCAGUGCAGACAGACCUUCACCCCAAGGCCUGUUCUGAAGAAAAGCACCAUGCUAGCAGAAUUGGUGGAGAAUCUGAAGAAGACAGGACUCCAAGCUGGUACCCCUGCUCACCAUUAUGCUGGACCUGGAGAUGUUGCAUGUGAUGUCUGCACUGGGAGAAAACUCAAAGCGGUCAAGUCCUGUCUGGUGUGUCUGGCCUCUUACUGUGAGACUCACCUCCAGCCUCACUAUGAAUCUCCUACCUUUAAGAAGCACAAGCUGGUCAAAGCCUCCACACAACUAGAGGAGAAGAUCUGCUCUCAUCAUGACAAACUGCUGGAGAUUUACUGCCAUACUGAUCAGCAGUUUAUCUGUUAUCUGUGUACAAUGGAUAAACAUAAAGACCAUGAUACAGUCUCAGCUGAAUCAGAAAGGACUGAGAGACAGAGUCAACUGGGAGAGAAACAGAAGGAAACCAAACAGAGAAUCCAGAAGAGGCAGAAAGAGAUACAGGAUGUGAGACAGGCUGUGAAGUCACUCAGGCGCUCUGCACAAGCAGCAGUGGGGGACAGUGAGAGGAUCUUUACUGAACUGAUCCACUCCAUUGAGAGAAGGCGCUCUGAGGUGAAAGAGCAGAUCAGAGCCCAGGAGAAGGUUGAAGUGAGUCGAGCAAAAGGACUGCUGAAGCAACUGGACCAGGAAAUGGCUGAGCUGAGGAGGAGAGAGGACGAGUUGGAGCAGCUCGCACACACAGAAGACAACAUUCAAUUCCUCCAGAGUUUCCAGUAUCUCUGUGUCCCUCCUCAAUCUGAACACUUACUCAGCAUCACUGUCAACCAACACGUCUUCUUUGAGGAUGUAAGGAAAUCAGUCACUGAGCUAAAAAGCCAAUUAGGAAAAAUCUGCUCUGGGGAAAUUGCCAAGAUCUCUGUAAAAGUGACAAAAGUCCACAUUGUUCCACCUUCUGAGCCCCGUUGUCUUCCGUCAUUUGGCACAACUCAGUCUGGACUGUCAGUUGGAGGACUAGCAUCACAUGGGAAUGACACCACCUGUCAGAAGACGAGGCCUGAACCCAAAACCAGAGAGGAGUUCUUGGAAUAUUACUGUCAGCUCACAUUGGAUCCCAACACGGCAUUUAACUGUCUGUGUCUGUCUGAGGGGAACCGAAAGGUGACACGGCGUUAUAAGGACCAGCUUUAUCCUGCCCAUUCAGACAGAUUCACCACCUACCCCCAGGUGUUGUGUGGAGAGGGUCUGUCUGGAGCCUGCUACUGGGAGGUGGAGUGGAGCGGGGACUGGGUUGAUAUAGCUGUCUCAUAUAAAGGGAUAAGCAGGAGUGGACCUGACGAGGGUUUGUUUAGAAGCAGUAAACAGGCCUGGUGUUUGGAGUGUGAUGCUUCUGGUUGCUCUUUCUAUCACAAUGAUAAACCGAUUGUCAUACCUGUCUCCUGUUCCACCAGAGUAGGAGUGUACCUGGACCACAGGGCAGGAACUCUGUCUUUCUACAGCGUCUCUGACACAAUGACCCUCCUCUGCAGAGUCCAAACCACUUUCACUCAGCCCCUCUAUCCUGGGUUCACUGUCUCUAGAACUGUGAAUAUACUGAAACCAAACAAGAUUAUUAUAGCAAACUAAAACUGAAACUAAAACAAAAACUAAUCUUGAAAUAAUCUUGAAAUAAAAAAAUAAAAUAACUAACUAAAUUGUAAAAAUAAAUAAAUAAACAUAACCUAACUAGGCAAGUCAGUUAAGAACAAAUUCUCAUUUACAUUGACGGCCUACUUGGGAACAGUGGGUUAACUGCCUUGUUCAUGGGCAGAACGACCGAUUUUUACCUUGCCAGCUUGGGGAUUCGAGCUGACAAACCCGUUUUAAAAACUAAAACUAUACUGAAACUAUUAUCUUUGACUCCAAAAUAAAAUAUAACCAUCAUGAACUAUGUUCAGUUUGAGUUUUGUUUCUCAAAACUUUCGGCAAAUAUCUAAUAGGGUUUUCAAUGGGGUUCUCAAGCUUUUAAGGUGUUUUCAAGCUACUAAAUCAGGAGAAGCCGAUGUUUAAAAUAGACCUAGCUUGUGCAUCACUAUCACUAGGGACAGAUUUGAUUUGGAGGCCACAGGCAGAUGCCAGUCUGAGCCCACCCUCCCCCUUGAACGAAGCAGAUUAAAAAGGCUAAUUGAAAACCUUUGAAAUACCCUUCAUUAGUAAAGGUCUUUGCAUCACCACCUAGAGGGGUGGGCAGUCAUUUUGGCUCGAGGGGCACAUCUGGAUUCUAAAAUUCAACAGACUUUUUUGGGACCAGUUUGUGUGUCAAAAGCAAUUUGCGGCCCAGAAACAGGGCAGUUGUUUGAAAAUAAGUAUCAUUAUAGUUUCUACAUACAGUGGUUCCUCCCUUAAAAGUUACGUCAUACUGAAGCACACCUUGUGUGCUGCCGCAGCAUUCUAUGGCACGUCAUUUAAUUCUCAGCCAUUUCUUCUGUUACUGCAAGUUAUUGCUAGUUUAACCACCAGAGGGCAUCUUUGAGAAGCAUUUGAUAGUACUCCCAUAUUGGCAUUACCAGAGAAUGUAAAACCUUUUUUGUAAUAACAUAGUAUAUGGGAAAUUUGGCUUAAUUAAUUUGAUUAAUAUUAUGGUGUUUCUAUUCAGUGAAAAAAUAUGCACAGUUUGUCUCUACAUUAGCUAACAUAUUCCUCUCAAUUGUACAUUUUUGGCUUGACUCGUUAUGACGUUAUAACUACUUACAUUUGCCUCCCCGUAAUAUUGUCAGCCAUCUUUUCUGAAGAAAGUCACCAGGGAGGGGUGGCUCAUGUCAAAUUCAUCAUUGGAACCACUCGAUAUGAUUGGUCAUAUAAAAACCUAUAGAGACAUUAAAAAGGAGCUAAGGUCAGGACAUGACAGUACCCCCCCCCCCGAAGGUGCGGACUCUGGCCGCAAAUCCUAAACCCAUAGGGGGGGGUCUGGGUGGGCAUCUAUCCGCGGUGGCGGCUGUGGCGCGGGACGUGGACCCCACUCCACCAUAGUCUUGGUCCACUUAAGUGGAGCCUUUGGAGCGGCGACCCUCGCCAUCGACCUCGGACUGGGGACCCUUGCAGCCGGCCCCGAAUAGACGGGAGACUCCGGCAGCGCCAGACAGGCGACAUCAUUGCUGUAAGACAUGAAGGUCAGUCAAUGUGGAAAAUCUCAAAAACGUUGAAAGUUUCUUCAAGUGCAGUCGCAAAAACCAUCAAGCUCUAUGAUGAAACUGGCUCAGAUGAGGACCGCCACAGAAAAGGAAGACCAAGAGUUAGGAUAAGUUAAUUAGAGUUACCAGCCUCAGAAAUUGCAGCCCAAAUAAAUGCUUCACAGAGUACAAGCAACAGACACAUCUCUACAUCAACUGUUCAGAGGAGACUGCGUGAAUCAGGCCUUCAAUAGUUUAAUUUCUGCAAAGGAAUAACUACUAAAGGACCAGAAGAGACUUUCUUGGGCCAAGAAACACGAAAAAUGGACAUUCGACUAGUGGAAAUCUGUCCUUUGUCUGAUGAGCACAGUGUCUUUGUGAGAUGCAGAGUAGGUGAACGGAUGAUCUCCGCAUGUGUGGUUCCCACCAUGAAGCAUGGAGGAGAAGGUGUGAUGGUGUGGGGGUGCUUUGCUGGUGAAACUGUCUGUGAUUUAUUUAGAAUUCAAGGUACAAUUAACCAGCAUGGCUACCACAGCAUUCUGCAGCCAUACACCAUCCCAUUUGGUUUGCGCUUAGUGGGACCUUCACACACCCAACACACCUUCAGGCUGUGUAAAGGCUAUUUGACCAAGAAGGAGAUUGAUAGAGUGCUGCUUCAGUUGAUCUGGCCACACAAUCACUCAACCUCAACCCAAUUGAGAUGGUUUGGGAUGAGUUGGACCACAGAGUGUAGGAAAAGCAGCCAAGCAGCCAAGUUCAGCAUAUGUGGGAACUCCUUCCAGACAUUCCAGGUGAAGCUGGUUGAGAGCAUACCAAGAGUGUGAAAAGCUGACAUCAAGUCAAAGUGUGGUGUUACGGCUCUCGUUUGUGGAAUGACCGGACCAAGGUUCAGCGUGGUAGGCGUACAUCAUUUUUUAUUUGAUGACACAAAGCAAAAUAACGACUAAAAACGAAAGCGCACAGUUCUGUAAGGCAAAGAAACAAUACAGAAAACAAGAUCCCACAAAACCCAAACGGAAAAUUACAACCUAUAUAUGAUCCCCAAUCAGAGACAAUGAUAGACAGCUGCCUCUGAUUGCGAACCACACUCGGCCAAAACAAAGAAAUAGAAAACAUAGAAUGCCCACCCAAAUCACACCUUGACCUAACCAAAUAGAGAAAUAAAAAGGCUCUCUAAGGUCAGGGCGUGACAGGUGGCUACUUUGAAGAACAUACAAUAUAUUUGGGUUUGUUUAACAAUUUUUGGGUAACUACAUUGUUCCAUAUGUGCUAUUUCCUAGUUGUGAUGUCUUCACUAUUCUUCUACAAUCUAGAAAAUAGUACAAAUCAAGAAAAACCCUUGAAUGAGUAGGUGUGUCCAAACUUUUGACUGGUACUGUAUGUGGUAGUGGAGUAGGGGCCUGAGGAACACACUUAGUGUGUUGUGAAAUCUGUUACGAAUGUACUGUAAUGUUUUUAAAUUGUAUUUUGCCGAACCCCAGGAAGAGUAGAUGAAUGGUGAUCCAUAAUAAAUACAAAUACAAAUCAUA
Messenger RNA from Oncorhynchus masou masou (cherry salmon), 4877 nucleotides. RefSeq names its product E3 ubiquitin/ISG15 ligase TRIM25-like. The record is from RefSeq and is a predicted model, not a curated record. Gene Ontology annotation, molecular function: protein binding; zinc ion binding. Lineage: Eukaryota; Metazoa; Chordata; Actinopteri; Salmoniformes; Salmonidae. Bases 62 to 1825 code for a protein of 587 amino acids. The transcript has 6 exons.